Molecule: messenger RNA, 1383 nt
Organism: Saprolegnia diclina VS20
Lineage: Eukaryota; Oomycota; Saprolegniomycetes; Saprolegniales; Saprolegniaceae
Exons: 2
Coding region: 1-1383 (460 amino acids)
Source: RefSeq, a predicted model, not a curated record
AUGCAGAUUCAAGUUCGCCCGUCCGUGGCCACGGGUCCUGGCAUCUCUUGCACAUUUUCGCCUCAGCGAUUUCACUGCCUUGGCCGCCGCCUCGUCGAGCUCGGUGGCAUGCUCUCUGUCGUUGUUUCAAUUGGCAUCAGCACCUGCGCCCUCGCUAUCUUUGCCUCGUAUCUCGAGACCGACUUUUUCGUGCCCAACUUUAGCUCAGCAACACCGAUCCUCGUCGCCAUCCUCAACCACCACCUCGCUCUCUCCAGGUCCGGCGCUAUCGACGUCCUUGCACCUCAAUCCGCUUUUGUACCGUCACUUCAAGGCGCGAGUCCGGCGUAUCCGCGCCUCAUCAUGUACCAGGAGCUCACCCGUCUUCUUGAUGGGGUGCGGGGUCUGCGACGCCUUGGCGCAACGCAGGUCGUCAAGAUGGUCUCGCCCUACUGCUGGGCCGACCUCAACAAGACGUACGAGCUCGCAUACACGACCAAGCGCCAAGCGCGAUGUGCUCUGUAUGAAGCCACGAACGGCGCUGUACACCUCGAGACGGUGCUCCGCAACAUUGAUUUCAGCGGCUUUCUGGACGCGACCCAAGGACUCUUUCUGUCGACUAUAGCGCAUCCGAUUGCGCAAAGUGGGUCGGCUGGCGCAGCGUGGCUCUCGACUCUAGAGACGCACGUGUGGACGCCCGAGGCAGACGAAGUGGCACUCUGGGCGUCGUACGGGCUUGAGCGCUAUACGCUGCAGUACGGCACCGGUAUCAGCAUCGGCGUGUCCGAGUCGAUCUGGGUCGAGACAGCACUCGGACAGAUAUUGUCGUUGCCGCUCAAGACAAUAUCGACGACCAAUCGGUGGACGUUUCGAACGACCAAGGUCCUCUACAAUCUCUUGUACAACGACUUGUACGCCAUUGGGUCCAACCAGAGUCUCGUUCGGGGUACGACCAACUACUUUGGCGACGUGGACGCGAGUCAGAUUGAGGCGUUCGCUAUGCAACCUCCGCUCAAACCAGUACAACAGGCCAUCCACAACAACCUCGGACCGUUCGGCAGCAUUGACGUCAAGUGGGUACCGCCACCACCGCGCCUCCUCACCGCUGUGCAAGCGUUUGAAGCGACCCUCGUCGCAGCACUUGUGACGUCGACCACAAUGCCAUCGGUCGACAUGUCCCGCGAGACGCUGCUCGUGACGCCACGCCGCUGGCUAAAUCGUGAGCUCGGCUUUGUCUCGGGCAAUCCCAUGUGCACUCUGGGACGACCGCAGAGCUUUGUGCAGCAAACAUUUCGAUUCGACGACGUCUGCGGCAGCCAGGCACCGUUGACCCUCGAGUGGCACAGCUUCAACGCUGUCUUUGCACUUUGGCUUCUCGGUGGCUCGGUGUCGACGACUGACUGA